Lepisosteus oculatus (spotted gar) is the source of this 939-nucleotide messenger RNA. Its product is annotated as olfactory receptor 52E4-like. Gene Ontology annotation, molecular function: G protein-coupled receptor activity; olfactory receptor activity. Gene Ontology annotation, biological process: G protein-coupled receptor signaling pathway. Gene Ontology annotation, cellular component: plasma membrane. NCBI's taxonomy places the organism in Eukaryota, Metazoa, Chordata, Actinopteri, Semionotiformes, Lepisosteidae. The record is from RefSeq and is a predicted model, not a curated record.
CUCCGUCCAGCAGUGUUCAUUUUGAUGGGAUUUCCUGGGAUCGAGCACCUGCAGCACUGGCUGUCUGUCCCUUUCACUGUCCUCUACAUCACGGCUCUCACAGCUAACAGCAUCCUAAUACUAGUGAUCAGACUAGAGAAGAGUCUGCACUCUCCCAUGUACCUUUUCCUUUGCAUGCUGGCAAUGGUGGACAUUGGUUUAUGCACAAGUACUAUACCAAAAGUGCUGGAAGUGCUUUGGCUCGACAACAAGGACAUUUCAUUUGAAGGCUGUUUUAUUCAGAUGUUCUUCAUUUAUGUUUUUGUAUCACUAGAAUCCUCAGUUCUAGUGAUGAUGGCUUAUGACCGAUACAUUGCCAUUUAUAGCCCUUUACUCUACACAUCAAAACUGUCAAGGACUCACAUAGCAAAAAUGUUUUUUUUAUUUUUAAUCAGAGACAUCAUUUUAACUGGGAUGAUACCUACAUUAGCAUCCAGAUUGCCUUAUUGUUCUUCUAAUAUUAUCCCCCAUUGCUACUGUGACCACAUGGCUGUAGCAAAACUGGCCUGUGCUAAUAUAACCAUGAACAGUUAUUAUGGACUGUCAGUGGCAUUAUUUAUAGCAGGCUUUGAUGUGGUACUUACUUCAUUUUCUUAUAUAAUGAUAUUCAGAGCAGUGCUAAAACUUGGAUCAAAAGAAGCUCGCUUGAAAGCAUUAAACACCUGUGGAGCUCAUUUGUUUGUUAUCCUGACCUUCUACGUAACUUUAAUGUUUAAUUAUUUUUUAUACAGGGUUGGUAAUGGAAUUCCUGUUCAUGUACACAAUGUAUUUUCAGUUUUGUAUCUCCUCAUCCCUCCAGUAUUAAACCCCAUUGUUUACUCUGUUAGGACUAAAGAAAUCCGUCAAGCAUUUUUGAAACACCUCAUGAGGAGAAGAGUUGACCCAUAUGCAAGGCAUUAG